This is a messenger RNA of Mesocricetus auratus (golden hamster), 6456 nucleotides long. RefSeq names its product melanocortin 1 receptor (gene Mc1r). Gene Ontology annotation, molecular function: melanocyte-stimulating hormone receptor activity. The coding region runs from base 3213 to 4166 and encodes 317 amino acids. The record is from RefSeq and is a predicted model, not a curated record. Gene Ontology annotation, cellular component: membrane. The transcript has a single exon. Gene Ontology annotation, biological process: G protein-coupled receptor signaling pathway. NCBI's taxonomy places the organism in Eukaryota, Metazoa, Chordata, Mammalia, Rodentia, Cricetidae.
UGCUGGAAAUCAAACCUGGGUCUUCUGGAAGAGCAGCCAGUGCUCUUAACUGCCUAACCAUCUCUUCAGCCCCAGGAAUGGCCUUCUUGAGAAGCUGUAACCAGAGCCAGAAGGGACGCACUCACGCUGCCCAGGGGUUUUUGGGAUCUCCUAAGGGAAGCACUGAGCCUCUCCCCUGUGUCUGCCUGAUGGAAUGCAGGCUGCUCUUUGCAUUGUGGACCGAGCCACAUAGCUAUUCUGCAGGUAGUGUUCCCUACUAGGUAGGUAGUCACUCCUAUGUGCCAUUUGUCAUGUACUUCUCCCAAAGCCACUGGAAAAUCAAACUUGAGGUAUGAUCAGGCUCAGGGCACUCAGCUUCAUCCAAUCCACACAGUCCCAAGACUAAUUUUGCCAUCUCCCCACCACAGGGUAGCACAACUGGCUUUCCCAGCUCUGCCUUCCUAUUUCCUUCUCUGGAGAUUCUAGUUGUUACUUUGUGCUUCAAAAUGAAUCGAAAGGCGUGGUCACCUUCCUCUCAACACCCCUCAGCAGGUUGCCAGAAAGGAUGUGGCUGCCUGUGCUAGAGACUGUCCAGUUUACCCAUCCUUUGAAGUCAGGCUGUCUGCAGGGUAAACUGUGGUUGUCUCAAAGACUUCAUUCUGAAGCCAGAAAUACCAACCUCUCUGAAAUGUGACGGCACAAAAAGUUAGGGCAGGGGGUACUUGCUCUUUCAUGUCCCAGAAGUGAAAAGUGGCCUGCCCAAAGUGCCUGGGCAUCAUGUGGCUUUAGGGGCCAGCCAUGGCAUAGACUCUCAGGCCACCACAGUCAUGGCCCUGCCCACCCCAUCAGACCUGGGGCCCUUUUCAGCUAUAAGCAGAAUAAGGCCUAUGAAUGUGGUAGUGUGAGCCCUUCUGUGAGGCUUGGGACAUUCAGGGCACCCAGAGUCACUUUCUCAUGCUAUAUAUCAGUAACACAGUACACGUGAGGGUGUGAGCACAGUUUGUGAAACAGGCCCACCAGUUUGAAAGUGGUUUGGCCAGAUCUACUAAAACUGAAGAUUGACCUCAUGCCUGCAUUGUUCCAUUGGUAGGUAUCAUUUAGCAUAAGCACAUGCCUGUGUCUGCUGGUGAUAUCCUGUGAGAUCUACCAACAGCACUGAUCAGGAUAAGGUUGGCCACAAGCUGCCAAAUGUCCAGCAUGAGUCAUUCACAUAAUGGACACUAGACAACCUGAAUGCUUUAGUUACCCAAAUAACAAGGGGGCUCUUAGUGUGAACAAAGAGUAUAAAUGGGAAGAUUCUAUUUCAUGUAAUGUUCCAAGAUAGACAAAAUUGAUAGUGCUGAGGCCAGGAAGGCCCAACGUAAUGGGUGUAAGUUAUAUUUUAUUGAUUUUGGGAAAGUAGUUCUGACCAUGCUCAAUUUGGAGUGUGUCACUUUUAUAUUUGUCAUUUACUGCAGGGUUGAGUGAAAGCAAAAAGGUAAGUACAAAAUCCAGAUGUAAGAAAUGACUAACAUUUGUUAGUGGAUGCUCACAUAGUUCAUGUGUGCUUUCACAGUGGCUGUGAAAGGUAUGCAUGCACCUUAUGACCAGAGGUUGCCAGAGUAGGCAAGAGAAAGAACAGACUCAGCUGGGAGUGGUGGCUCACACGUUUAGCUCUGUUUUGGGCCAGCCUGCUCUACCAAGUGAAUUCCAGGACAGCCAAGGUUAUAUUAUAAUGAGGCCCUGUCUCCAGAAAAAAAAAACAAAAAACAAAAAACAAGAGUGGGCUUUUAACACUGGUAUCACAAACACUGAAUGUGCAUUCCAGCUAAUUCCUGCCUCUAACUCUACUGCUGGCUUUCCUACCUUAUUUUCUUCACCUGUAUGUGGAAGGGAGCAUAUUUUGCGGAUGAGAAGGUUCCAUGGAGAAAGUCCAGCAGCAGCUAGAGGUGGGUUGAUACCACCCCUGCUUGCUGUUCUGACCACUAUGAAUAGUCACAUGCCCAGCUGCUGGCCCACAGAGGCUGGAGACAGAAGUCUGCCCUGAUGUGGUUUCUGGCUCCAGGGCUGGCAUGUGUCCCACAGCGGAAAUGGGGUUUCUCAAGGGAAGGGUUGUGCUGCGGGGAGAGGAGGGAUCCAUGAGCAUGAGAGACGAUGUGACUAAAGAAUGCUGGUGGAUGGCCUCAGGACCCCCUCUAGUCAGUCAGCUCCCAGGAAGUGACAGCUUCCUGCCACACCCAGAACUGUAGCUAAAGGAAGCUUUAGCAAGGUUGGGGCCUUGAGGGACAUGGAGUGCCACUGGCCCUGCCAGAGCUCAUCUGAGCCCAUUGGUAUAGGGCUCUUGUCUACCUGAGCCCUGCCUGUAAUUCCUGCAGUUACCACUGAUACUGAAAAUUCUCGGUCUAUCCAGCCUUAAAUUCAAGCUACCUGGAAUUCAGUGGCUGAGUUGGUGACAUGUGUACAUGUCCUCUGUUUCAGAUAGAAGUGUCACUGCUCUUGGCAUGCUUCUAAUUGAGAAUGGUGGUGAGGGUGGGAGAUAGGGGUGCCUAGUUCACACCCUGUGAUUGCCCAAGGCAGAGCAGCAUAGCAGAGGGAGGAGGUUGAGGACAACUCAAGAAAGUGACUUAGAGAUAGGUUUGGAGAUUUAGGCAGGGCUACACCUAGGGCAGGUCCUGAAAGGGAUUUGGCAAGUUGACAGGGACUUUGAACACAAAGGGAGAUGCAGUACCCUGUGUUAGAGUCUGGAGUUAGGUUUUCCAGUUUCUCAGUGCAGCUUAUGCCCCCUAGAGGCAGUCCAGGGUGCUGGGGCACAUGCCCAUCAUGUGGCCACCCUCAGGGAGAGGGGCUCUGGGAAUGAGUUAAAAGAUUCAGAGAAAGGCUCCAUUCUUCCCCUACCCUUGCUUGGGGGAACAGGGGGCCAAGUUUAGAAAUGUUUAUCUGAGUCACUUCCUGGGAAGAGCAGGGAGAGCAGCAGAAGGCUAGGCUCUGUCACACUGGUAGUGAGACUCCAUGAGCAGAACUCAGGGCUUUAGCCAAGAAGCGUCUAGAGUCGACCUGUGCCAUGCCUAGACUGACCUGUCCAGCCAGAAAGGGCAAGUGUGAAGAAAAACUGGAGAGUGCCCAGAUGGAAAGAGGCAGGUGUGAGGACCAUCAGAAACCCCUGAUGACACCAUGAGCUGAGUAGGACGCAGGAAGGCUGAUACCACCUGGAGCUGAAGCCUCCACUGACUGUUUCCUACUUCCUGGACAAGACUAUGCCCACUCAGGGGCCCCAGAAGAGGCUUCUGGGUUCUCUCAACUCCACCUCCACAGCCACCCCUCACCUUGGACUGGCCACCAACCAGACAGGGCCUUGGUGCCUGCAGGUAUCUAUCCCGGAUGGCCUCUUCCUCAGCCUGGGGCUGGUGAGUCUGGUGGAGAAUGUGCUGGUUGUGAUAGCCAUCACCAAAAACCGUAACCUGCACUCACCCAUGUAUUGCUUCAUCUGCUGUCUGGCCCUGUCUGACCUGAUGGUGAGUAUAAGCAUCGUACUGGAGACUAUUGUCAUCUUGCUGCUGGAGGCAGGGGCCCUGGUGACCCGGGCUGCUUUGGUGCAACAACUGGACAAUGUCAUUGACGUGCUCAUCUGUGGCUCCAUGGUGUCCAGUCUUUGCUUCCUUGGUGUCAUUGCCAUAGACCGCUACAUCUCCAUCUUCUAUGCACUGCGUUAUCACAGCAUUGUGACACUGCCCAGGGCACGACGGGCCAUCGUGGGUAUCUGGGUGGCCAGCAUCUUCUUCAGCACCCUCUUUAUCAUCUACUACAAUCACACAGCCGUCCUGAUCUGCCUUGUCACUUUCUUUCUAGCCAUGCUGGCACUCAUGGCAGUUCUGUAUGUCCACAUGCUCACUCGAGCGUGCCAGCAUGCUCACGGGAUAGCCCAGCUCCACAAAAGGCAGCACUCCACCCGCCAAGGCUUCUGCCUUAAGGGUGCUGCCACCCUUACUAUCCUUUUGGGAAUUUUCUUCCUAUGCUGGGGCCCCUUCUUCCUGCAUCUCUCACUUAUCGUCCUCUGCCCUCAGCACCCCACCUGCAGCUGUGUCUUUAAGAACUUCAACCUCUUCCUCAGUCUCAUCAUCUUCAGCUCCAUCGUUGACCCCCUCAUCUAUGCUUUUCGAAGCCAGGAGCUCCGCAUGACACUCAGGGAGGUGCUGCUGUGCUCGUGGUGAGCACAGAGGUGACUUUUGGUCUCAUGGCCAGGGUGCUAGGCAGAGGGUGACAACGAUAUCCAGUAGCCUGUAUCCUGUGAGACCACAGCUACUAUCGUCCCUUUCUGAUCUCCAUUUGUCCAGAGGUGGACUAAAUGAACUUUAAAAUAGAGACACAAACUGCCUGGGACCAGGAAAAAGGGUAAAUGUGACUGCAGGGGUCAUCCAGGAUAGCUGUGGGAAAUGGAAGAAGCCGGGGGUGGGGAUUCUAGCUCUAGGCAAGGGUCAGACCACAUGCUCCUGAAGAGGCGGUCCCUACCUCCGCAGAGCUUCACCUCUACCUACUGACUGGGCACCCCCCACCCAGCUCUUCAGGUCACUCAGACUGGGCCCUCUAUUACUGGGAUGUCUGAAUUGAAAGAAUGACAAGAGCCAUGCAGGAGUGCUCCUACUGGUGAGGGCUUCUGGAAGGGGAAUUCGUGACCAGGAAAAUCCCAGCCAUAACCAUGCGGUAGGCUGCUUAAACAAGUGAGGCCCGUCCUCAUUAAAGGACCAGAACUGCAGAAUGUGCAUCUUGCAUGAGAGAUCUGCCCAUUUGCAUUGGGGAAGAGGGACUGACCUAAAGAGUAAUUGUAGCCUUUAAUCUCAGCACUCAGCUGAUAGAAUCCCAGCACCUACUCGGCAGGUGACUCUUGGUGAGUUCAUCUACAAAAUGAGUUCCAGGCCAGCCAGGGCUGUUACACAGAGAAACCCUGUCUCGAGAAAAAAAAAAAUGUAUGGCUCAUGGGAAUUCCAAAAGGUGAGGACCCAACUGCUCACCUCCAACAGGCUACGUCAGCAAGUGCCUCUGGCCUAUUAGUGACCACAGGCUGUGGUUCUGAGCCAGAAAGCAGUUGAAAUAUUAAACUCAGGUAGAGCCUCAUCACUAUCUUCCUAAACUCUGUCCAGAAGUUGCUUGAAGUUUGUGUGGGAAAGGGGUAGGGAGAGCAGUCAGGAUAGGAAGAAGGGAGUCUCAGAAGCCACAGCUGCCUGCCUGAAUUAGGAAUCCACAGCCUGGAAGCACACCAAGUAUCCUCAUCGGGCCCUCUUGGCUUACUCUACGAACUCCAGAAAAGCAAGGGGCUGCAGGUUCAAAAGCCUCCACUUACUCUGUGGUGACGAGAUUGUCGAGGCUCCUCUCAGUGCAGCCAUGCACUGCAGCAGGACAGCAGAGUCUCAGCCCCGGAUAUAACCCAUCUGUAACCUUGGCCAGAGCCUGCCCCUUUCCUGGCCUCAUUCCUGUAGCACCUUCAGCCAUGGCCUACAAGGAGCUGCCCUGAGGAGCCUAUAGUAUAGGAUAGGCCAGGCCAGAGGUUGGGAUCUGUUUCUACCCAACACUGCCCUUCUGGGAGGGGGUGGUGGUGGCAGUGCUCUGCCAGUCUUGGGAGGUAUUUAGAGUAGAUCUCUCAGGAUAGAGGAGGAUGCCUAGGAGCUCAUCAAGGGUAUCUGAGUGCCUGGGAGUGGCACAUGGGGUGUACUACAGUUCUUGCUGCUGUGUAAUGGGCAGAUCCCCAAGCUCUUCUACUGCUGCAACCUGGAAUUCCUACUGCAGAGUCUGUCUUGGGUCCCCCAGGAUGCUAAACACGCCACUGUCCUCCUUCCUGGGGUGGCCUCACUCUGAACUAAUAUGCCCUCAACCACCUCUAAGACUGGAAGUGGCAUCAAGCCAGACCCUAGCCACACUAUCAGCUCCAGCCCUGCUGGACUGAGGUUGGAAGCUGGUUCCCGGCAGGGCCAGCCUUUGCUGGAAGAUAGGACCAUGAGUCAGCCUUUAUCCUGGCACCAUUAUUCUCUGGGGACACCGGGAGCUGGCCUAGCCUGAUGUCAUCUGACAGGGAGGCAGUCCAGACUUCAGGAUGCUUCCAAGCAUCUUCCCUGUCCAGACAAGGAGACAGAGCCAGAUGCUCACCCAGGACUUCUUGAACCAGGCCAGCUGGAAACCAACUACAGAAAGCCACAUCAUGGACACAUUGUGGGGGAGGGGCAUGCCUUGAGAACAAAAGACCCAUUUCUAAACUCAGCUAACUCAGAAGCUUAUCCUCAGAGAGGACUUGUGUGCCCAGCCACUCUAUCCAGCACGCCCAUGCAAACUGGACAAAGGCAUUGGCAGAUGGUUUUUAGCUGCCCUUGUGAUAUGAAUGUUGUUUUGGACCAUGCAUUUGUGGUAGUACUGUCUCAAUCUUUCAGAAGAAUUUCUGUCAUUGAAAUAUCAAAAGGUCCUCGUAAGAUGUCGCUGACCCUAUAUGAAUAUUAAAUCAGUGUUGUAUGUGAA